Messenger RNA from Hyposmocoma kahamanoa, 1635 nucleotides. RefSeq names its product ATP synthase subunit beta, mitochondrial-like. Gene Ontology annotation, biological process: proton transmembrane transport; proton motive force-driven mitochondrial ATP synthesis. The transcript has 13 exons. NCBI's taxonomy places the organism in Eukaryota, Metazoa, Arthropoda, Insecta, Lepidoptera, Cosmopterigidae. Bases 1 to 1635 code for a protein of 544 amino acids. Gene Ontology annotation, molecular function: ATP hydrolysis activity; proton-transporting ATP synthase activity, rotational mechanism; ATP binding. The record is from RefSeq and is a predicted model, not a curated record.
AUGUGCAUCGGAAAUAUUCGUGGUACUCGAGUUUUCCCGAUGUUCAAUGUUCCCAAAGAAGUGGAGCCAGCGAUUGUUCCAGACAAACAACAUAAAAAUCCGCCUGGAAGACCAACAAUAACACGGGCCGGCUCUAUUUUGCACCCCGUGGACAACAUCAACGCCUCCAUUGCUUCCGAGGUCCCCCCAGGACUCUUCAGCGACCACUAUGGGAAACUACGUCGUAGAACCUCGCAUGAGCACCCCGUGGACAACAUCAACGCCCCAAUUGCUUCCGAGGUCCCCCCAGGACUCUUCAGCGACCACUAUGGGCAACUACGUUCAAGAACCUCACAUGAGGUGGUCCCUUUUAAUUUUUUAGCAACGUCUAGUAGUUCUAAUUCCAAGGAAGGUGAUAAAGAGCCAGAGAAGAAAGCAGGAUCCAGCGGCGGUGGGGGGGAAGGAGGGCCUCCCCGAGCCGCUACAGCAGGGGCGGAGGGCAAGAUCAUAGCAGUCAUUGGCGCCGUUGUCGACGCACAAUUUGACAAGAACUUACCCCCUAUCCUGAAUGCUCUUGAGGUGCCUGGACGAACACCAAAGCUAAUCCUCGAAGUUGCUCAGCAUCUGGGCGAGAAUACCUGCCGAACCAUCGCCAUGGACGGUACCGAAGGCCUGAUCCGUGGUCAGACUAUUAUAGACACAGGAGCCCCUAUCACCAUACCCGUGGGGGAGCCAACUCUCGGCAGGAUUAUGAAUGUCAUUGGAGAGCCAAUUGACGAACGGGGUCCUAUAAAUACGGAUAAAUUCGCUCCUAUCCACGCAGACGCGCCGCCAUUCGUCGAGAUGUCAGUGGAGCAGGAGAUUUUAGCGACCGGGAUCAAGGUUGUCGAUCUCCUCGCUCCUUAUGUCAAAGGCGGCAAAAUUGGAUUGUUUGGCGGUGCGGGUGUUGGCAAGACGGUAUUGAUUAUGGAGUUAAUCAACAACGUAGCCAAGGCCCAUGGUGGAUUCUCGGUAUUUGCCGGAGUUGGCGAAAGGACGCGCGAGGGCAAUGACCUGUACAACGAGAUGAAGGUCGGUGGUGUCAUCACGGAUGACUACAAGACCUCUAAGGUAGCUCUAGUGUACGGGCAAAUGAACGAACCGCCCGGCGCUCGCGCACGAGUGGCGCUCACCGGCCUUACAGUGGCGGAGCACUUCAGAGACAAAGAGGGACAGGACGUGUUGCUGUUCAUUGACAACAUUUUCCGGUUCACUCAGGCUGGUUCUGAGGUCUCCGCUCUGCUGGGGCGCAUCCCUUCCGCCGUGGGGUACCAGCCGACACUGGCUACCGACAUGGGGACCAUGCAGGAGAGGAUCACCACCACCAAAACCGGUUCCAUCACAAGUGUACAGGCGGUAUACGUACCAGCAGAUGAUUUAACAGAUCCAGCUCCCGCCACGACCUUUGCUCACUUGGACGCGACGACGGUAUUGUCCCGCGCCAUCGCUGAACUGGGCGUGUACCCAGCAGUGGACCCGUUGGACUCGACGUCGCGAGUGAUGGACCCCAACAUCAUCGGGGCUGAGCAUUAUGGCGUAGCGAGAGGGGUGCAGAAGAUUUUACAGGUUUGGUGUUGUUUGUGGUGUGUGAAAGCGAAUACGCUGCAACAGUUUUAG